Closterium sp. Naga37s-1 is the source of this 2832-nucleotide messenger RNA. The record is from the annotation of a GenBank genome assembly. Lineage: Eukaryota; Viridiplantae; Streptophyta; Zygnematophyceae; Desmidiales; Closteriaceae.
AUGGGUUGGCGUUUAACCGACUUAUUCUCCACGUCAGACUCGUCAUCCGCCACGUCACACUCUCAGCAAACCGCCAGCCACGUGUCCUCGUCUUCCUCCGCCACCCACGUGUCAUCCACACCGUCAGCAGUACCACCAUCAGCAGCAGCGCCUGCGGUUCCUGGAGCGGCGAUCGCGGCGCCGACAUCUCGAGCCGCGUCUGAAACCGCAUAUCGAGCCGCAGGGCAUAGAUAUGGCGUCGCACCGGGUGGUAACUCUCACAUGUCGCGCCUCGACGCCGCAGCCGCCGCCGCCGCCGCCGCGCCGCUCGCCACCGCGCCAGGCGCAACGCCCGCCGUGAUCGUUCUCGCGCCCCCGCAACGACCCUCCUCUUCCGCCAUCUCCCCGCUUCCGCCGUCCGCCUUCGCGCCUUUCGCGCGCGGCGGCAGCCCCGCGGCCGUUCCGCCGCUAGCCCGCCCCGACGCUUCCCCCUCCGCAACUCCCCCUUCCGACGCUGCGGGGGACACGUUUUUCUCCCCGCGAGACUCGUUUUCUUCCGCGCAUGGGUUUUCCGCCCGGGAAUCUUCCUCGCCUUUUAGUCACCACUCGCUAGACUCCGCCCACCCGUCGAGUCGCGUUUCUAGUGGCGCUGUGCUGCAAUUCGUAUACGCCAUUGCGGUGGUGGAUAGAGACGAGCUUUGGAAUUACCCUGGGGUUCCCCCGCUGCUGAUCCUCUUCGCCCUCUCCCCUCCCCCCUCGACGUUCUCCCCCGCCCUUCCCCCCACCAUUCCCCGCGCCGUUUUACCCCGGCUCUCCCCUCCCCUCCCCCUUCACCCCCAUCAGAUCGCAUACACCCAGCUGGUUGUGAGACGAGCGCUGGGCUUUGCCCAGGGCUUCCUCCUGGUGACUUUUGAGUCGACUCAAAAGUCACCUCGUUACAAGGGCUUCCUCCUGUUAGUCCUCUGUUCCAACGCCCAAACCCCCGCGCCCUUCCCCACCACCCCUUCCCGCGCCCUCCCCCUUUUUCCCCACUCCACCUCCUGCAGAAUCGCAUACACCAUGCUGGUUGUGAGACGAGCUCUGGGAUUCGCUCGGGGUUUCCCUCUGCUGAUCCUCUUCGCCCACGUGGCAGCGCUGCUGCUUGCCACGUGGAUGGGCGUGUGGACGUUCGGCGUGUCGGGGAUCAUGGCUCAGGACCAAGCUAAACUGGAAAGAUGGUGGAUAUUACUGCUCUUCGCCAUGAGCAUCUUCUGGACGGCGGCGGUCGUCUGCAACAUGGUCCACGUGGUGACAGCUGGCGUGAUGUCAGCGUGGUUCGCCGCCAGCUCAGCAGAGCAGAACGCCAGCUCAGCGGCGGCAGGGGAGGGGGCGUCAGCAGCGGAGGAGGGGCGGGGGGGUGCAGCGGUGCCACCCCAGCAGUUCCAGCUGGCGCCAGGGCGGAUCACUCUGGAGGCCACGUGGCAUGCUCUGAUUGGCCUUGGGAGUAUCUGCUACGGGUCGCUUUUCAGCCCUCCGAUUCACGUGAUCCGAUGGAUGAUCCGGGGAGUGCGUUCAUGGUGCAUCGGCAACGAGUGCUUCUUCUUCAUUAUCAACCUUGCAUUCAACUUCAUCGAAGCUCUCACCCGUGCCUUCAACGCGUUCGGCUUUGUCACGGUGAGUGCAAGCCCUUGUGAGGCGCCUCAAAACAUUGCCAACGAGUGUUUCUUCCUCAUCUUUAACCUUGCAUUUAACUUCAUUGAAGCUCUCACCCGUGCCUUCAACGCGUUCGGCUUUGUCACGGUGAGUGCAAGCCCUUGUGAGGCGCCUCAAUACAUUGCCAACGAGUGUUUCUUCCUCAUCUUUAACCUUGCAUUUAACUUCAUUGAAGCUCUCACCCGUGCCUUCAACGCGUUCGGCUUUGUCACGGUGAGUGCAAGCCCUUGUGAGGCGCCUCAAAACAUUGCCAACGAGUGUUUCUUCCUCAUCUUUAACCUUGCAUUUAACUUCAUUGAAGCUCUCACCCGUGCCUUCAACGCGUUCGGCUUUGUCACGGUGAGUGCAAGCCCUUGUGAGGCGCCUCAAAACAUUGCCAACGAGUGUUUCUUCCUCAUCUUUAACCUUGCAUUUAACUUCAUUGAAUCUCUCACCCGUGCCUUCAACGCGUUCGGCUUUGUCACGGUGAGUUCAAGCCCUUGUGAGGCGCCUCAGAACAUUGCCGACGAGUGUUUCUUCCUCAUCUUUAACCUUGCAUUUAACUUCAUUGAAGCUCUCACCCGUGCCUUCAACGCGUUCGGCUUUGUCACGGUGAGUGCAAGCCCUUGUGAGGCGCCUCAAAACAUUGCCAACGAGUGUUUCUUCCUCAUCUUUAACCUUGCAUUUAACUUCAUUGAAGCUCUCACCCGUGCCUUCAACGCGUUCGGCUUUGUCACGCUGGCCAUGUACGGGAGGAGUUUCAAUCGCUCGUCGGUCGAUGCAUGGGAGCUCUUUCAAUCCACAGGAGUAGAAGCAGUGAUAGCAUACGACCUCUCAGGCGCCGUGCUGCUCAUGGCCGUGAUGCUGGCGGCGAUGGUGGCGGGGACGGCAGCGGGCGUGUGGGGGUGGUACGUGGCUCAAGAGCUGGUGGUGGUGAUUGGAGCAAUGGGGAUCGUCACAGGAGCAGCAAUGGCGGGUGUGGUGCUAUCAGUGGUGGAGGGAGCAGUCACAGCGACCUAUGUCACAGCAGCAGAGGACCCGACUCUCAUUGGCUGCGUCGACGCUGAGUUUGCCGCCCAGUUGCUAGACACGCUCCACCAGCGGUUACAGCACCGCAGCGGCAAGCCGCUGCCGCCCAGCCUGGCAUCAGAUGGUCUUGUUGGGGGGGUGCCGGCAACAUGA